This is a messenger RNA of Kuraishia capsulata CBS 1993, 354 nucleotides long. RefSeq lists its product as uncharacterized. Gene Ontology annotation, cellular component: cell cortex. The coding region runs from base 1 to 354 and encodes 117 amino acids. The record is from RefSeq and is a predicted model, not a curated record. The transcript is spliced from 3 exons. Lineage: Eukaryota; Fungi; Ascomycota; Pichiomycetes; Pichiales; Pichiaceae. Gene Ontology annotation, molecular function: actin monomer binding.
AUGUCCUGGCAAGCAUACACCGACAACCUUGUCGGCACUGGUAAGAUCGAUAGAGCCGCUAUUUACGGCGCAGCUGGAGAUUCGCAAUGGGCUACCACCAACGCCCUUACCCUUGGCGGCAACGAGAUAGCUGAGCUGGUCAAAGGAUUUGCAGAUGCUUCCCAACUGCAGACAUCUGGUCUUCACAUUCAGGGUCAGAAGUAUUUCUUGAUCAGAGCCGAUCCAAGAUCGAUCUAUGGUAAACACACCAAACAGGCCAUAUUGAUUGGUCAUUACCCAACAGGUGUGCAAGCAGGUGAAGCUACCAAGAUCGUGGAGCAACUCGCUGAUUACUUGAUUGGCGUGGGAUACUAA